Molecule: messenger RNA, 2308 nt
Organism: Drosophila novamexicana
Lineage: Eukaryota; Metazoa; Arthropoda; Insecta; Diptera; Drosophilidae
Gene: Tmep
Product: transmembrane protein 184B
Exons: 8
Coding region: 316-1794 (492 amino acids)
Biological process (GO): transport
Molecular function (GO): transporter activity
Source: RefSeq, a predicted model, not a curated record
UUAAUGUAUCAACAAUCCUGGUUCGCAUGUUAGUGAAUUGCCAAAAAUUGCUGAAAUUUGGUGUGCAUUAUAUAUAAAAUCAGCACGUAAAUAAAUUACAAAUAGAGUGCUGGUUUUAUGUGUUGUAUUUUUGCUGUGACGGUGUUUAAUUUGUCCCCUAUUAAACAGCAGAGGAGCACGAACGUCAGCUCGCGUCGCAGCGACGAAGAAGAAAAAAAAAAUUAGCCAGCAAUUGUUGGAGCAAAAUUAAACGGAAUUUCGAGCUGUGAAAAUUAAACGCAAAAGCAAAUUGUGAAAAGUUGCACUUAAAAGAGAAUGAGCACAACGCCGGCCAGUCUCAUCGAGGCGGCUUUAACUGUGAGCAGCGUCGCUGCCGCUGCUGCUGCUGCUGCUGCUGGCAACGCAACUGCUGCAUCGACGACCCUGAAACCGAAUACGAACUACGUUGUACAAAUGAAAAGCCCGUCGAGCGUCGCACAGGAGCCUUUGGAUCCCCUCCUGCACGUGGGCGAUGGCAUAUUCCUGCAAACGAAGACCGCACAGGUGCUGGCAGGCGUGUUUGUCUGGGCGGCGCUGUUUGUCACGUGUCAACAGAUCUAUCAGCAUUUACGUUGGUACACCAAUCCUCAGGAGCAGCGUUGGAUAGUUCGCAUACUGUUCAUUGUGCCCAUCUAUGCGACCUACUCGUGGAUUAGUUUGCUAUUCUUUAACUCGGACAACGUUUACAUUUACUUCUUCACGGUUCGCGAUUGCUACGAAGCCUUUGUAAUUUAUAACUUUCUGUCGCUAUGCUAUGAAUAUCUCGGCGGCGAGGGUAACAUCAUGUCUGAGAUACGCGGCAAGCCCAUAAAGACCUCCUGUUUGUAUGGCACCUGCUGUCUCAAGGGCAAGACAUACACUAUUGGGUUUCUGCGCUUCUGUAAGCAGGCCACGUUGCAGUUCUGCUUGGUUAAGCCGCUGGUGGCAUUUAUCAUCAUAUUUUUGCAGGCCUUUGGACAUUAUCAUGAUGGCGAUUGGAGCGCCGAUGGUGGAUACAUUUACAUAACCAUCAUCUACAACAUUUCCGUAUCGCUGGCAUUGUAUGGCCUAUAUCUGUUCUACUUUGCUACGCGCGAUCUGCUGACACCGUUUGAGCCCGUACUGAAGUUCUGCACCAUCAAGUCUGUCAUAUUCUUGUCGUUCUGGCAGGGCGUGGGUCUGGCCAUACUCGAGAAGGCGCAGGUCAUAUCGCCCAUUGUGGACAGUGCUGGCACUGUCACCUCGGCGGGUACAGUUUCCGCUGGCUAUCAGAACUUUUUCAUAUGCAUUGAAAUGCUGUUUGCAGCCAUUGCGCUGCGCUAUGCUUUCCCCUAUCAGGUCUAUGCGCGCAGCUGCAUUGGUGACGGCCAUGGACGCUCUGUGACUAUGCAGUCCAUCUCAAGCAGUCUCAAGGAAACCAUGAAUCCCAAGGAUAUUAUGACAGAUGCUAUACACAAUUUCCAUCCGCAGUACCAGCAAUAUACGCAAUAUAGUUCAGGUGGCAAGAACUCGCGCGGCAUACGCAUCUCCAGCUACGACCCAGAUGAUCCGAACAGCGGCGGCGGCGGCAACCAGGCCGCCUCCAUGGGCGCCUCCAAUGCGUGCAGCGGUGGAUACAAUGCGGUGGCCACCGGCGGCGGCAACAACAGCUGUGUGGCAUCCAAGACGCUCGGAAAUCAGCGUAAAUUUAUUCCGGGCGGACAGCGUGUGGCCACCAUUAGCCAGAACUACAACGAGAAGACGAUGCUGCUAAGCAGCGACGACGAGUAUCAGUAGAGGAACGCUGGCGGGAGCUGGAGUGAGAGGAGAGGAGUUGGUCAAGAUCCCGAGUGGUUCCAUGUUUUGUUUUGACGAGUUGUUCGUUGUCAUUUUUCUUUUGGGAAUAUUGAAAAUGUUUCGUUUGAUUUGCUUGUACAAUAAUCUUAAGUAGCGCAACAGCAAAAAAAAAAAACAAAAAAACGAUAGAAAAUGAUUGAUAUAUUUAUAUACAUAUAGAAACGGCAGAUGAUUUAUAUACCAGAUGUGUAUAUAAUUUGUUGCCAAUCAAUAUGAUUAGUUUGUAUUUUUACACCGUGUAUGUAAGAUGUUUGAUGAAUGAAAGUUAAGUUUAGUAUGAAAUUUUGAUUGCAUUUCGUUUGAAAAUCGUUUGAGAAACUUUGUAUAAAUCAAAAGAAGACAAAACUUCACCUCUAGCGUCUAAAAACCGUCGUUGAGCAAAUCUGCAGGCUGCUUAUACAAUAAAACUUCAACAAAUAUAUAUAUAUAUAUUGAAAAAUUCAAAGAAAAUAAA